Molecule: messenger RNA, 5810 nt
Organism: Pararge aegeria (speckled wood butterfly)
Lineage: Eukaryota; Metazoa; Arthropoda; Insecta; Lepidoptera; Nymphalidae
Product: 1-phosphatidylinositol 4,5-bisphosphate phosphodiesterase epsilon-1-like
Exons: 41
Coding region: 1-5742 (1913 amino acids)
Biological process (GO): phosphatidylinositol-mediated signaling; lipid metabolic process; small GTPase-mediated signal transduction
Molecular function (GO): guanyl-nucleotide exchange factor activity; phosphatidylinositol-4,5-bisphosphate phospholipase C activity
Source: RefSeq, a predicted model, not a curated record
AUGCGAGACGGGUCCAAAGCUGGCCCGAGUGGAGGCUCGUUGGGGCAUGCGCUGGACAAAGACUUUGAAGGCACAUCAUCAGACGACAGCAGCCACGAGGAACUGAUCACGUUGCGGACCCUCCUCCAUUUCCCAGAGGAAGUAGCCCUGAGGCUCACCGACACAGAGUACAAGAUUUUUUAUCAGGUACCGCCAAUCGACUACCUACGUCAAGUAACGCUGGACCUUGGCGGAGAAGGUGUCCUGGGUACAGUCAGCGAUCGACAUAUGAUCAGGCGAACUCCUCCCACUCACACUCCGCCACAGAAAAGCAACGUGGGCACCUUAAUACGAAGAUUCAACGAGGUGUCAGCGUGGGUGACAGAGCUGGUGCUAACGCAGUCCUCACUGGAGGAGAGGAAGGUGACCCUCGCCUGCAUACUCCGAGUGGCACUGACGUGCUGGAAUAUUGGCAACUUUAACGGCGCCAUGGAGAUCGUAGCUGGACUGAAAUCGCAUAAGCUGAAGUCUUUCUGGCUGAGCAUCUCGGAGGAACCUCUACCAGUGCUGGACUUCCUCUCCGCCGCGCUGCUGUCCGCGGAGUACGAGCGAGCGUUGGCUCGAGCGUUGGCCAUGCCGGAAUGCAGACUGAUCCCUUUCUUCGGCGCCUUUUUAAGGGAACUAAGAGAGAUUCUCGCAGCAACGCCUCUUUUGAUGAGUCAUUCGGUAGCGGCGACACCCACGCAUAGGAGAGAUUUCAAACGGGACGCCGACAGAUCCUCAAUAAAAAGGGACACACGAAGAGAAAGCGGUAAGAGGAUAGACCAAAGCACGACCAGCCCCUUUCGAGAGAGCAAUAAACGAGAUCCAAGAUACAGCGAACCUAACAGACAAGUGUACAUAGCAUCAUUCGAUGAAGAGGGCGAACAGUUCCGCAGGGUGGGACCCGAGGGUCUGGUGAACUUGGAGAAGGUGUACCGGACCCAGGCGGUGAUGGACCACAUAGCCAGCUUCCACCACCAUCGGUACAGCCUCGCGAGGACCUCCGCACCUUUGUUCGGAGACUAUUUAAGAACAGCCAUGGCAGCGUGCGAGAGCCCGGUGUUCGUGCAGCCGCAACGUCGGAGUAGCGGUGCUGACUUCGAGAACGAGGCGCUGUAUGAGCUAGAGGGAGGGGGGUACUGCCCCGUGCAACCCCUUCCACAUGACCACGGGGUCACCAUGUUCCCCCUCGCGCCGCAGAACGGGGACCGGAUGGACAGACAUAUACUUCAGAUAAUGCAUCACGGCACUUCCUGUGUGGUGGGGGAGGCGGAGUGGGGGGGGACGUUUGCUCACCUGCGGCUCGAGCGGUCGUGCGCACUGCUCACGUGGUCGCGGACGACGCAUCGCCCGCACUCCCAUCAUGGCGACACCCCAUCGGAAAGUGUACAGCAACCCGAAAUAAGUCUUUCAUAUAAUCCUGAAGAAGUGAUACCGCUUAAGUAUUCUGGGAACCUGGUACAUGAAAACGAAGCUGGAGUUGUUGGUGAAGAGGGAUUCAUCGAUCUUCAGUGUGUCAAGGACAUGCGUCUGAAUGGAAAGCUCAUAGAACCUCGUGACAUAGCAGAACUAUGUGCCUCCGCGAAAAGAUUCGGCUUAGAAACUUGCAGCCAACGGCCACAAGUCAUAUCACUAGUCUACGGGAAGACACUCAGUGAUAAUAGAAUAGUCCAUUUUGUUCUACCUCUAUAUUCAUUUAGAGUAUGGGCAGUGGGCCUUCAUUCGGUCAUCAAAUCGCUUAUAAGUCAGACUAAACUGGCAGACAGGAGCCUGGCUUGGCUCAAAAACAAAUACACCGCACUGUAUUACGAAGACGCGUGCUGUUGCGAGCCAUUGGUUUCUGAUGCAAUUCGGGUAUUUGGAGGUCGGGAGUCAAUAUACGGCAGCUCCAGUCACUCAACACCAGUCAAGUACGCAGAAUCCCACAGCGACUCCGCGAAGAGCGCGGGAAUGAAGUUCAAGAAGAACAAAUCCACUUCAGAGCUGAAGAGUUCUCCGAGGAGUUUCAGCUCGCACGCUUCCGGGACCAGGAGCGAUGAUGACGCAGCGCAGAGUUCACCAAGACACAGCUCUUACUCGGCGGCGUCGAGUCAGCACACGACUUGCACACAACGUCACAGUAGCCUCACCACCAGCGGUCAUAGCAGCUCACCGAAUCGUAGUAGUUUACGAAGACUAGAGACCAGCGAGAGGUUCUGGGAGAAUCUCAAGCACCUACGGACGGGGUCGGUCGGAUACGACACUCAACUGGACUUUAUGGACUUCGUCGCAUUGUUCCGAAGCUUCAGUUUAGUGAUGCGAUCUGAAUUGCGUGACGUGUUUGAGCAGCUGGCAGUACCUAGGAUGAAGAGUCCACUACUCGGUGCUGAGAUGAGCAGAAGUUCGCCGGAACUGUUCAGAACUAAAGCCGUAUUUCGAACGGGUUUACUAACUCGGAACGGUUCAAUGGACUUGGAGCCUCCAUCGGAUAAGGCUGGAAGGAAAAAGGCUUUCGACAUCCUCGCAGCUGCUGCCCUACCAGGCGCCAACCCAGACAUGAGCGGUCGGGUGCUCUCGCUACCCACGCUCGGCAAGUUCUGCGAGACCAGGCAAUGUGAACCUAAGACUGAGCAACAAUUAAAAGACAUUAUACAGAGGCAUGAGCCGGACUCGACGUUGAGGGGUGAGAACUGCCUCUCGUUCGAGGGCUUCGUGAGAUUUCUCACCGACAAAGACAACUACGCGUUUGUGCCGGAACAGCGGAGGGCUAACAAUUUCGUGGGCAAGCCAAUGCACCCGGACGAGGAUGUGUCAGCCAAGGAGUUGUCCCGGGAGAUGUCGGGUCCGCUGAGCCAGUAUUACAUCGCGAGCAGUCACAACACCUACCUCACGGGACACCAACUUAAGGGCGAAUCAUCCGUCGAGCUGUACAGCCAGGUGUUGUUGACAGGCUGUCGGUGCGUGGAGCUGGACUGCUGGGACGGUGACGAUGGAAAUCCUGUCAUCUACCACGGACACACGUUCACUACUAAAAUACCGUUUCGGAGAGUUGUCGAGACUAUUGCGAGAAGUGCCUUUGUGACGUCACCGUACCCUUUGAUACUGAGCAUCGAAAAUCAUUGCAGCCUUCCACAGCAACAAGUGAUGGCAAGCACUUUUGAGGCAGUGUUUGGAGAUCAACUGGUGACGUCGUUUCUAUUUGAAGUUGACUACACGGACGAGCCGCGACUUCCAAGUCCCGAGCAGUUAAAGUAUAAGGUUCUAAUCAAAAACAAAAAGCUGUUGCCAAUGGAGUCGAGCCCUACGAUAGGGCUGACAGGUGCCAGUUCCGCGCAGGGCUACGGCGGCGCAAUGACAACAGUGACAAGGUCAAACGGAAUGAGGCACACGAGCUCAUCCCUGCCCGACGCCAGUAACCGAACGAGUUCCAUCAUGUCCAACCAGUCUGCUGGUUCAUCUAUCACGGAGUUCUUCUCUGAUGAAGACUAUGACGAAGACGAUGAGUUUGACGAAAAAGAACUCCACAAAAUUCUGAACUUACUAGAAGAGAAAGUCGGUCGGACGUCUCUUUCCCUCUACCAGAGUUUUCGCAGGGGUGAGGGAGAGGCCGAAGCCGCGGGUGCUAUGAAACACGCAACCUCAAGGAAAAGGAGUAACCAGAUCGCGAGGGAACUAAGCGACAUGGUUACCUAUGUUCAGGCGAUAAAGUUCCGCGGCCUGAACCCUAUCUCACCUCGGAGUUCCAUCAAGCGCACGAGCAACGCUGUCAAGGAUACUGCCAGCGGUGCUGCCUGCAGCAGCUUCGAGUCCUCGGAGAGCAGCGACAGCGCCGGCACGCAAUUAGCAGUUGGGUCUCAACACUCACGCGGGCGUUGCCUCAACACCCCCGCCGCUCACCACCCCUGCUACAGAUGCUCGUCGGUGAACGAGGCGAUCGCCAAGAAGAUCUGCAGGAAACACCCCCUCGCACUCAUCGCGCACACAGAAACACAGCUCGUGAGGACUUAUCCAGCCGGCCUAAGAAUAGAUUCCUCGAACUUCGACCCAGUAAUGUUCUGGUCGAGCGGUGUGCAACUGGUGGCGUUGAACUAUCAGACAGAAGACGCGGCGAUGGCCGUCAACGCAGCCAUGUGUGAGAGCAACGGCUGUCUAGGCUACGUGCGGAAACCCAGGGUCAUGUGGGAUCCCAGCCAUAUCGCUUAUAGAAGAUUUAAUCCAAUGGACAAGGAGUUCGACGGGAUACACGCAGCACAACUCACGCUAGCGGUCAUAUCCGGGCAGUACGUCGCUGAAAACGUGUACUCGUUUUACAACGCGUACGUCGAAGUGGAAAUACUCGGGGUGCCUGCGGACUGUAAGAAAAUUAAGACGAGGGUCGCCAGAAGAAACGCUUUGAACCCGAUAUGGAAUGAAACGUUCACUUUCAAGGUGAACUUCCCCGAGCUGGCGUUCGUCCGGUUCGAAGUUUACGACGCUGACACGAACUACAUGCUGUCGCAGAGGGUCAUACCGCUACAGUGUCUACGACCUGGAUACCGGCACGUGAGACUUAGGUCGCCGACCAACCAGCCUCUGAACAUGGCGUCUCUGCUGAUCUUUUCGCGGUGCUCCGAGGAGCUGGCGGGUGAGAGCUGCCGGGCGGACGCGGAGCCCGGCUCGCCCGCGCAGCGCCGCCGCAUCCACUUCCUCCUGGUGCACGCCGUGCUACUCCACGAGCCCUACUCCAUCCUCAAGGUCACGCACGACACCACCACCAACGAGGCAAUAGCCCAAUGCCUCACAAAAGCUGGAGUCUGUAAAUCAUCAAGAGCAAACUACGUCCUGGUGGAGGAAGUGCCUUCACGAGCACCAACACAGAGAGUCCUUGCCCCUCACGAGAGGGUUCUGAAGGCUGCCACCUCGAGGCCUGGAGCCAAGUUACUACUGAAGAGGGUGGGAGAUGAUCCCAGCAGCAGAGCAUGGCUAACGAGUAUCAGAUCGACCUCAACAGACAGGUCCCGAGAUCUCUCGGUGCCGUCUGAUGAAGAUUCCAGUACUCAAGAGGAGCCGCGGAAACCCUCCGACAGCUUCCUGGUCUGCGUGCACAAUGUGUGCCACGAGAUACCGUACGCCAUUUUGAAGGUACCGCUGACUGCUUCAGCGUCUUACGUGAUCUACCAAGCAUUAACCAAAGCAAGAUGCCAAGACGACCCCAAACGAUUCGUCCUAGUGGAGGAGUUGGAGUGGGGUGGCAGAGCAGGCGCUGGUCCUCAGCAAAGAGCCCUUGCUGAUGAUGAGGUGGUUUACGCUGCUCAGGCAAGUUGGAAAACUCUUGGUAGGUUCGUCUUGCAGGAAAGAGGUAGCACGGUCCCGCUACCCCGACACAGGGCGUGCAUCGCGCGUAUCCAACGCGGUCUAAGCAUGACUCGAGGAGCUAUAAUUGGGGGUACAGGAUUCCCUCUCGGCAACAUCAUAUCAAGUGACAAUGUCGCUACAACCGAAGGCAAAACCCCGGUCCAGACUGCCUACAGUGACCCGACACACUGCAGAAGAGUGUCUUCAGUACCUCUCGGCAAAGGCAUCGGGCGUGCGAAGGGACAUUCGGACAAGGAUAUCAGGUCGUACACGCAGAGGAGAGCUGGCGCGAGGGAGGUCCACUCGGAGGGGGAGGUUGGUGGGUCCCUGGGGGCUGAGGCCCUGGCGGCGCAAGUGGCGCGGUUCAAGAGAGUCUCUUUACGGAAACUCAGGGCUUGGCGCUCCUGAGUGUUGCAGGUCUUCCGUCGGCUUGGCACGAGUCUGGCGAACCAUCGGGCAUCUCUGUCCUCAGAACU